Phodopus roborovskii (desert hamster) is the source of this 1953-nucleotide messenger RNA. It is a transcript of the gene Vangl1, whose product is annotated as VANGL planar cell polarity protein 1. Lineage: Eukaryota; Metazoa; Chordata; Mammalia; Rodentia; Cricetidae. The record is from RefSeq and is a predicted model, not a curated record. Gene Ontology annotation, cellular component: plasma membrane. Gene Ontology annotation, biological process: multicellular organism development. Bases 279 to 1898 code for a protein of 539 amino acids. The transcript is spliced from 9 exons.
GGGCUGGGCUGGGGCUGCGGGGCGGCGCCGGGACAGGAAGCGGAAAGCAGCAGAGAGCGGCGACCGCGGCGGGGCUGUGCCUCCACUGCAGCCCAGCGCAGGCCGCGGAGCCGGGGCGCUGCACCCAAGAGCGCGAGCGUGGAGCGCGGCGGACCGGCGCCUGGAGUCCUGUUGAAGAGUAGCAACUCUGAGCCCCACAAGGCUUUAGGAGCUAGUAGGUGAGGCUGCCCGUGGGAAAACAGUGCCUGCUGCAUCAUCAGAGGAAGCUCACCAUUGCUAUGGAUACCGAAUCCACGUAUUCUGGAUAUUCCUACUACUCAAGCCAUUCAAAAAAAUCUCACAGGCAAGGGGAAAGAACACGAGAAAGACACAAAUCUCCACGAAGUAAAGAUGGCAGAGGGUCAGAAAAGUCUGUCACUAUCCAGGCCCCCACUGGAGAACCCCUGCUGGCAAAUGACUCUGCCCCCACUGGCACAGAGGAAGUUCAGGAUGACAACUGGGGAGAGACCACCACAGCCAUCACAGGCACCUCGGAGCACAGUAUAUCCCAAGAGGACAUUGCCAGGAUUAGCAAGGACAUGGAGGACAGUGUGGGACUGGAUUGCAAGCGCUAUCUGGGCCUUACUGUUGCCGCAUUCCUUGGACUUCUUGUGUUCCUCACCCCCAUUGCCUUUAUCCUGCUACCCCCGAUCCUGUGGAGGGAGGAGUUGAAACCCUGUGGUGCCAUCUGUGAGGGACUUCUCAUUUCCGUGUCAUUCAAACUGCUUAUUCUGCUCAUCGGAACCUGGGCACUCUUCUUCCGCAAGCAAAGAGCGGAUGUGCCACGGGUAUUUGUGUUCCGAGCCCUGUUGUUGGUCCUCAUCUUUCUUUUCGUGGUUUCUUACUGGCUUUUUUAUGGGGUCCGCAUUUUGGACUCUAGAGACCAAAAUUACAAGGACAUUGUGCAAUAUGCAGUCUCCCUUGUGGAUGCACUGCUUUUCAUCCACUACCUUGCCAUCGUUCUGUUGGAGCUGCGGCAGCUACAACCUAUGUUCACACUGCAGGUGGUCCGCUCCACCGAUGGAGAGUCCCGGUUCUACAGCUUGGGACACCUGAGCAUCCAGAGAGCAGCGUUGGUGGUUCUAGAAAAUUACUACAAGGACUUCACCAUCUACAACCCAAACCUUCUAACGGCAUCUAAGUUCCGAGCAGCCAAGCACAUGGCUGGCCUGAAAGUCUACAAUGUAGACGCUGCCCUUAUGGCCAAACUGAAACUUUGUGUGGCAGAUGGGCCCAGUACCAAUGCCGCCGGCCAGUCCCGAGCCAUGAUUGCUGCAGCUGCUCGGCGCAGAGACUCCAGCCACAAUGAGUUGUAUUAUGAGGAGGCUGAACACGAACGGCGGGUGAAAAAGAGGAGAGCAAGAUUGGUGGUGGCGGUAGAAGAAGCCUUCAUCCACAUCCAGCGUCUCCAGGCUGAGGAGCAGCAGAAAUCCCCUGGUGAGGUGAUGGACCCCAGGGAGGCCGCGCAGGCCAUCUUCCCCUCCAUGGCCAGGGCCCUGCAGAAGUACCUGCGCACCACACGGCAGCAACACUACCACAGCAUGGAGAGCAUCCUGCAGCACCUGGCCUUCUGCAUCACCAACAGCAUGACCCCCAAGGCUUUCCUUGAAAGAUACCUCAGUGCGGGACCCACCUUGCAGUAUGACAAGGAUCGCUGGCUCUCGACACAGUGGAGACUUAUUAGUGACGAAGCCGUGACAAACGGGUUACGGGAUGGAAUUGUUUUCGUCCUUAAAUGCUUGGACUUCAGCCUCGUAGUCAAUGUGAAGAAAAUCCCAUUCAUCGUACUCUCUGAAGAGUUCAUAGACCCCAAAUCUCACAAGUUUGUUCUUCGCUUACAGUCUGAAACAUCGGUUUGAAUGUCCUAUAUUUGUGGCUUUAUGAAAAACAGAAGAAUAUAUAGAGAGAUAUAUA